Molecule: messenger RNA, 1950 nt
Organism: Acinonyx jubatus (cheetah)
Lineage: Eukaryota; Metazoa; Chordata; Mammalia; Carnivora; Felidae
Gene: GALK2
Product: galactokinase 2
Exons: 10
Coding region: 206-1549 (447 amino acids)
Biological process (GO): carbohydrate phosphorylation; galactose metabolic process
Cellular component (GO): cytosol; cytoplasm
Molecular function (GO): ATP binding; galactokinase activity
Source: RefSeq, a predicted model, not a curated record
AACUAAACCUAGCAACUGGGGAAUCGUCUAGUGCUGAGGAUCUCCGCCGAAGGGCCUUGGAAACCUUGAGCUCACACUGAGCAGUUUCCAGCUUCCUGGGCAAGGGAACAGUCUCUUCCCUUGCCUGGGACUCUGGAACCAUUUCAUUCUGGUGAAAGUAAGAGGCACGGUAGGACCAGAAGCCUUUCGCGGAGAAAAGGCUGACAUGCCCGUCCUGUUUGACAGAUUGAUGAAGCUAAAGGAAAUGUUUAACUCUAAGUUUGGAUCCAUUCCCAAGUUUUAUGUUCGAGCACCAGGAAGAGUCAACAUAAUAGGAGAACAUAUAGAUUAUUGUGGGUAUUCUGUUCUUCCUAUGGCUGUAGAACAAGAUAUGUUAAUAGCGGUGGAACCUGUGGAAACACAAACUCUUCAACUAGCCAACACAAAUCCCUUGUACCCGGACUUCAGUACUAAUGCUAAUAAUAUUCAGAUUGACAAAACCAAGCCUCUGUGGCACAACUAUUUCCUAUGUGGAUUUAAAGGAAUUCAGGAGCACUUUGGUCUUAGCAACCUGACUGGGAUGAAUUGUUUGGUGGAUGGAAACAUCCCACCGAGUUCUGGUCUCUCUAGCUCCAGUGCUUUGGUGUGUUGUGCUGGCUUGGUGACUGUCACGGUGCUGGGAAUGAACCUAUCCAAGGUGGAACUUGCGGAAAUCUGUGCCAAGAGCGAGCGUUAUAUUGGCACUGAAGGAGGAGGGAUGGACCAGUCCAUAUCAUUUCUUGCAGAAGAAGGAACUGCCAAGUUGAUAGAAUUUAGUCCUCUGAGGGCAACUGAUGUGAAACUCCCAAGUGGAGCAGUGUUUGUGAUUGCCAACAGUUGUGUGGAAAUGAAUAAGGCAGCGACUUCACACUUCAAUAUCAGAGUGAUGGAGUGUCGGCUGGCUGCAAAGCUCCUGGCAAAGUACAAAGGCUUGCAAUGGGAUAAAAUACUGCGGCUAGAGGAGGUGCAGGCCAAACUAGGGGUCAGUCUGGAAGAAAUGCUCGGGAUCGUGGAAGAUGCCCUUCACCCUGAACCCUAUAGCCCUGAGGAGGUCUGCAGGUAUUUGGUAAUUAGCCUGCAGGAGCUUCGAACCCAAGUUCUGAGUCCAAACACUCAAGACGUGCUCAUCUUCAAACUCUACCAGCGGGCAAAGCACGUGUACAGCGAGGCUGCUCGGGUGCUCCAGUUUAAGAAGAUAUGUGAAGAAGCACCUGACAACACGGUCCAGCUGCUGGGGGACUUAAUGAACCAGAGCCACGUGAGCUGCCGGGACAUGUAUGAGUGCAGCUGCCCUGAACUGGACCAGCUGGUGGACAUCUGUCGGAAGUUUGGGGCUCAAGGGUCACGACUCACUGGAGCAGGAUGGGGAGGCUGUACAGUAUCAAUUGUACCUGCUGACAAGCUGUCCAGCUUCCUAGCAAAUGUGCACGAAGCUUAUUACCAGAGGAGCGACCGAAACUUAACAUUCGAGAAGCAGAGUUUGUUUGCUACCAAACCUGGGGGUGGGGCUUUGGUUUUCCUUGAGGCCUAAACAAUGUAAAAAAUCUCAGAGAAACUAUUUAGGGCAUUUAGGAACUGGCAGAACUUCUUACGCCACAGUAAAUUAAUCCUCUUUCUGUUUUGUAUUAUGAUGAACGGUUGCUAUUAUCAAGAUGUAUUUCUAAAGAAAUGGUUGAAAGCUGUCUAUGCUUCAUAAUGAUUAUUUUUCCAUCUUAAACUAUGUUUUCUACCAAUAAGAGCCAAAAUUAUGCUUGGGCAGAUCUUUUAAGGAUGAUUUACUGACAUUUAUGGAUUUCGAGAUUUUUAAAGAUGAAUUGGUAAAAGACAUUUAUACUGACCUCAUGGAUUAGACUUGAGUUAAACAUGCUGCUACAAUUAAAGGGAUACAAUUGAAUUGUAUGAUAUAUUCUUAAAUACAGUCCAUUUCUGGUU